CAUAGACUGAAUGAGUUGCUUCUUUAUCUUUAAUAAAAGUUUUCUUUUGAUGUUUAGAGCUAGUUUAAUUUGUUAGAUUGAGAUUGUAACUGAUUUUGUUUUUUGUUUCACAAACAAUUCAUCUCAAUUCUUUGCCAGCUGUACUGAAUGUAUGAGUUGUUUAUUUGAAAUUUUGAAGCUUUAGGGUCAAAGACGCGUAGGUACCACCAAAAUAUAAAGAUAGGUUAAAGAAAUCUUUUUUGAGAUAGUAGAAUUGAUACUGUUUCCAAAAAUUGAGUCUUUCUUGAGCAAAUCAUUGCCGGGGUUUAGCUGCUUACUGAAUCUACUGGUAGGAUUAGUUGUUAAUUUGACCGAAUAAUCAAGAAAGUAAUAAUUCUGCUCUUUCAAUUUGGCAAUUGAAGUUCUCAGGAAACUGAACGGUGUUUGAUAUAUUGUCUUUCAGAGUUUGUUUCAGCUGAUAUAACCUGUUGAAUGAUCAAUCUUGGUGCUGGAUUUCUGCGGUUUAUAUUUUCGAGUUUAUAAGAAGUAUAGAGAGAUUUAAUUUGAGUGGAGUUUUCAUGGAUCAUAUCCCAUCAACACCUUGUGAUUUUGUGGUUGAUCUUGAGAUGUGCAAGAGCCCGAGCGAAGAAGCAGCAAGUCCUGAUCCUAUUCAAGUAGGGAAGAGUUUUUUCAACAAUAUAUGUGAUGAUGAAGAACUUGUUAAAGCUGAAAAUGGGCUUUGUAUGAUCAGCAAUGUAAAGGAUAAGGUCAAGGGGUUAGUGGCUGAUAAUAGUGUAGAGAAGAAAAAACUGAAAGACAAGCGUAAAUCCACAAGUGCUAAAAAGCCUCCCAGACCUCCAAGAGGAUUGUCCUUGGAUGCUGCUGACCAGAAACUUAUCAAAGAGAUCGCUGAACUCACAAUGAUUAAACGUGCACGGAUUGAGCGAAUCAAGGCUUUGAAGAAACUGAAAGCAGCAAAAGCAUCUUCAACUCCAUCUUCGACAGGCAGUGUCCUUGCCUUUCUGUUCACUGUCAUCUUCUUUCUCGUGCUGUGUUUUCAAGGGAUGUCCUCUGGAAGUUCAGCUGUGAGUUCUCAUGAUUCGCCUCAACCAAGUGGAUCAAGGUCAAAUAGCUUCAUUAUUCAACAAUACUACUCCGAUCUAUCCGCCAGAACUGCUGCUAAGAGUUCUGGGUCACCCAAUUUAGUUGAGCAGGUUUCUGGUUCGGAUCUGAGGGACGGCCCGAAAAGAGUCACGACUUGAAGUAUAGUGUGAUUGUGGUGAAUUUUAGAAUAUGCAAAUAUGAAUAGGAACUGCCAACACGUCUAUGAUUUUGGGCAAGUUCUGCGGGAACUGUGAAACCUUGACUAAACAUGAGACCUGCAACAUUUGUAUACCUUGUACAGUGAUAUAUGCUGUUUGGUGAGAGAAGUAAAUGCUUCUGCAGCAUGGUAGGAUAUCUGUGGAAUUGCUAAUUAAGAAGCUUGCUACAUAUUGAGUAAGUUAGUUUUCUUGGGGAGUUACGUUUGUAACAAAAUAACGACCGGUUUUAGUCUAUACGUAGGAUAAUACAGUUCACUGAAUAGUGAGAUUUUUGCGGGUUUGAAGAGGAUGAGGAGGAAAAAGACCCUUCAAGCGCUACUAACGCCUUGACAUUAUGCAGAGUGGCCUGAUUGUGUCUUUUCUUCUUGUCAUUUGUAGUUUGUUACUCAGUGUUGCCGGUUAAUGUAGUGCCACGAUGUUGUUGAUGCUGAUAAGGAAAUUUAUUGUGUGUUUGAGUUUAA
This is a messenger RNA of Lycium ferocissimum, 1762 nucleotides long. RefSeq lists its product as uncharacterized. The record is from RefSeq and is a predicted model, not a curated record. Bases 558 to 1241 code for a protein of 227 amino acids. NCBI's taxonomy places the organism in Eukaryota, Viridiplantae, Streptophyta, Magnoliopsida, Solanales, Solanaceae. The transcript has 4 exons.